Messenger RNA from Ectocarpus siliculosus, 411 nucleotides. The record is from the annotation of a GenBank genome assembly. Lineage: Eukaryota; Phaeophyceae; Ectocarpales; Ectocarpaceae.
AUGCCGUUGUUGAUGAUGUUUUGUACAUGUCGCUCAUUUUCUCCUCACCCCCCCUCCCCCUCCCAUUCAGCGGAGCCGCUCGGAAUCAACAUCGCCGCGGAAAGCUUCAACCAAAGCGGAGAUACACCGUUCGGUCCCCUCGAGAGGCUCGGGGUCCCCGAACUGCAAGAUGGUCUGCACGCCUUCGGAAUCUACGCGAACGUGGAGGCCGCGACGGUCUACUCCCUCUACACCGCGGACAUGGAAAGGGUCUACCUCCGUCUCCGAGCCACCUUCAGAAACUCACUGCGGCUGCCGAUCAGCCCCUUCUCUAGCUCGACCUGUCAGGCGUUUUCGGACGUAGGGUACCGCGGGGACCGGGGGGAGGUGGAGAUAGAGGUCCUGGAAGGCGCCCAUCGCAGCCAACACUGA